Diplodia corticola is the source of this 1707-nucleotide messenger RNA. Its product is annotated as mfs sp general alpha glucoside:h+ symporter. Gene Ontology annotation, biological process: transmembrane transport; carbohydrate transport. Gene Ontology annotation, cellular component: membrane. Lineage: Eukaryota; Fungi; Ascomycota; Dothideomycetes; Botryosphaeriales; Botryosphaeriaceae. Gene Ontology annotation, molecular function: carbohydrate:proton symporter activity. The coding region runs from base 1 to 1707 and encodes 568 amino acids. The transcript is spliced from 5 exons. The record is from RefSeq and is a predicted model, not a curated record.
AUGGCCGACUCCAAGCCCGAUAUCGCGACCAUCGUCCCGGUCGAGGACUUUGAGCCCACCAAGACGGUCGAGGUGCUCAAGCAUGACGCCAAGAUUGCCACCGAGAAGGAAAAGAACAUGACCCUUCUCGAGGGCAUCAAGCUGUACCCCAAGGCCGUCGCUUGGAGUGUUGCCAUUUCCACCUGCAUCGUCAUGGAAGGCUACCAAACCUGUCUGCUGUCCAAUUUCUACGCCUUCCCGGAAUUCAACAGAAAGUUCGGCGAGCUGCUUCCCAGUGGCGAAUAUCAGGUUCCCGCUGCGUGGCAGGCCGGUCUCAGCAACGGUGUCUACGUGGGUGAAAUCAUCGGUCUGAUGAUCAACGGGUGGGCCUCCGACAAGUUUGGUUACCGCUGGACCCUCAUCAUCUCGCUGUUUCUCCUCACCGGUUUCAUCACCAUUUUCUUCACUGCUCAGUCCGUCGUCGCCCUCCAGGUUGGCGAGAUUUUGGCCGGUGUCCCGUGGGGCGUCUUUCAGACACUCACCAUUACCUAUGCCUCCGAAGUCGUGCCCGUUGCCCUGCGUGGUUACCUGACUACCUACGUCAAUAUUUGCUGGGGUUUCGGCCAGCUGAUUGGCGUGGGAGUCAUCAAGUCCAUGCUACCCCGGACCGACGAGUGGUCCUUCCGCAUCCCCUACGCUUUGCAGUGGAUGUGGCCCGUUCCUCUCAUUGUCAUCAUCUUCCUUGCUCCUGAGUCUCCCUGGUGGCUUGUCCGCAAGGGCAGGGUCGCAGAGGCCAAGAGGAGCCUCAUCCGCCUCACCAGCCUCAACCGCGACACCGAUUUCGACGCUGAUGAGACCAUUGCCAUGAUGACCCACACCACUGCUUUGGAGAGCGAGACGACUGCAGGCGCCACCUACAUGGACUGCUUCAAGGGGCCCGACAGACGCCGUACCGAGAUCAUUUGCAUGGUUUGGGCCAUGCAGAAUCUUUCUGGAAACGCCUUCUCCUCGUAUUCGACCUACUUCCUUCAGCAGGCCGGGCUCCCGACCUCCACUUCUUACUCUUUCGCUUUAGGCCAGUAUGCCAUCAACGUCGCAGGCACCGUCGUCGCAUGGUUCCUUAUGGCUAGGGGCAUUGGUCGCCGUUCGUUGUACCUCUGGGGUUUGGUUGGACUGUGCCUCAUGCUUUUCGCCAUGGGAUGUCUCGGCUUCGUCCCUGAGGCUCACCGCGAAGCAGCUGCUCUGGCUACCGGAGCCACGAUGAUCUGCUGGGCAAUGGUAUACCAGUGCUCCGUCGGAAGUGUUGCCUACUCCCUGGUCUCCGAAAUUUCCAGCCGUCGUCUACAGGUCAAGACCGUUGUGUUGGGCAGGAACCUCUACAACGUUGUUGGUAUCAUCUGCGGUGUCCUUUCCCCGUACAUGCUCAACCCUGGCGCGUGGGACUGGGGCAACUACACCGGCUUCUUUUGGGCAGGCAUCUGCUUCUGCUGCAUCAUCUACACUUAUUUCCGUCUUCCGGAGCCCUCAGGACGCUCGUUCGCCGAGUUGGACCUUUUGUUCGAGAAGGGCGUCGGCGCGCGCAAGUUCGCCACCACCGAGAUCAACGUCUUCGAGACGACGAUUCACUCAAGCGUUGUGGAUGCGUAUGACCAGCAGAUUGACCCUCUGCACCAUAGCCACGAGAAGGAUCAGAAGAGCGGCGUUGCAGUGGACAUGAAGGCACUUUGA